Molecule: messenger RNA, 1759 nt
Organism: Echinops telfairi (small Madagascar hedgehog)
Lineage: Eukaryota; Metazoa; Chordata; Mammalia; Afrosoricida; Tenrecidae
Gene: MED26
Product: mediator complex subunit 26
Exons: 3
Coding region: 1-1743 (580 amino acids)
Biological process (GO): regulation of transcription by RNA polymerase II; positive regulation of gene expression
Cellular component (GO): nucleus; mediator complex; core mediator complex
Molecular function (GO): transcription coregulator activity
Source: RefSeq, a predicted model, not a curated record
AUGUUAGCCAUCUCAGAGUACCCGUUAAUCCGGAACAUGGUGGCGGUGUUGGAAGUCAUCUCCAGUCUGGAGAAAUAUCCCAUCACCAAAGAGGCGCUGGAGGAGACACGGCUGGGGAAGCUCAUCAACGACGUCCGAAAGAAGACCAAGAACGAGGAGCUGGCCAAGAGGGCCAAGAAGCUGCUGCGGAGCUGGCAGAAACUCAUCGAGCCCGUGCACCAGGGUGAGGCGGCUCUGCGUGGGCUGUCUGGUGCCCCAGGAUCUGCCAACGGGGGUGCUCACAACUGCCGCCCUGAGGUGGGAGUGGCCGCGGGGCCCCGGAGCAUCCAUGACCUGAAGAGCCGCAAUGACAUCCAAAGGCUGCCCGGGCAGCGGCUGGACAGGCCAGGCAGCCGCAAGCGCCGUGGGGACCAGCGGGACCUGGGCCACCCUGGGCCACCACCUAAGGCCACCAAGGCUAGUCAUGAGCCCCUGGCCCCCAACUCAUCCCCCCUGCCCACCAAUGGGAUCAGCGGGAGCCCAGAGAGCUUCACUGGUCCACUGGAUGGCAGUGGGCACACGGGCCCUGAGGGCGGCCACCUGGAUCCUGGCGAGAACGACAAGCACAGCAACUGGAUCCCCAUUCACCCUGUAAGGCCCAACACCAGUUCUCCGGGCCCGGGCCUGGGGGUCAAGGCCGCUGCGCUGCAGCCACUGGACAGGGUGGACGAGACCCCAGGGCCACCCCACCCCCGGGCACCCUCCCGCUGCUCCUUCAGCCCUCGGAACUCACGGCAAGAGGGCCCCGUGGCCCGGCAGCGGGGCAUGCAUGUGCCCAAGGGCUCUGCGCCCAGCUCCUCACCGCGGCUUCUAUCACUGGAGGCCACGCAGGCGCCCACGCCGCUCCCAUUGGCACAGCCUCUCACGCCCCCCGUCCGGCGGCUGGAGCUACUGUCCAAUGCAGAAAGCCCAGGAUGCUGGCCUGACCAGCCAGAGGGCCACCAGAGGCUGGCAGGGCCGGGCUGCAAGGCAGGGCUGCCACCAGCUGAGCCACCACUACUCUUGCGAGCAGGCCUGUCCCCAGACUCCUCUAGGGUGGACAGUGAUGCCGCCUCCUCUGGUGGCUCGGAGAGCAGGAAGAAAAAGCGAUACAGACCACGAGACUACACAGUGAACUUGGAUGGGCAGGGGCCUGAGGCAGGCGUCAAGCCUGUGAGGUUAAAAGAGCGCAAGCUCACCUUUGACCCCAUGACGAGACAGAUAAAACCUCUGACCCAGAAGGAGCCCGUGCAGGCAGAGAGCCCUACGCGCCCCGAGCCCCCUCGGACUGAACCGGACGCACAGGAGCCCAAAGGCGGCCUUCAGAGCCCUUUUGAGCAGACAAACUGGCAGGAGCUGUCGCGCAAUGAGAUGAUCCAGUCCUACCUGAGCCGACAGAGCAGCCUGCUGUCGUCCUCGGGCGCCCAGACGCCAGGCGCCCACCACUUCAUGUCCGAGUAUCUGCGACAGGAGGAGAGCGCCAAGCGACACGUCGCCCGAGACACACACGUGCUGGCACCACACAGCCCGCCUGCGGACCUGCCGGGGUGCACGCGGGAGGUCACGCCGGCCGACCUGGAGCGCAUCCAGGCCCACCAGUGGCCGGGCGUGAACGGGUGUUUUGACACACAGGGUACCUGGUAUGAUUGGACGCAGUGCAUAGCCCUCGACCCACAUGGUGACGACGGGCACCUGAACAUUCUGCCUUAUGUCUGCUUGGACUGACUGCCGGGUGGGCGGA